Molecule: messenger RNA, 1875 nt
Organism: Didymosphaeria variabile
Lineage: Eukaryota; Fungi; Ascomycota; Dothideomycetes; Pleosporales; Didymosphaeriaceae
Gene: SKN7
Product: kinase-regulated stress-responsive transcription factor skn7
Exons: 6
Coding region: 1-1875 (624 amino acids)
Biological process (GO): regulation of DNA-templated transcription; phosphorelay signal transduction system
Molecular function (GO): sequence-specific DNA binding; phosphorelay response regulator activity; DNA-binding transcription factor activity
Source: RefSeq, a predicted model, not a curated record
AUGGAGAGCCAGUCGCAAGGCUCGAGCAGCAGCGACUUCGUUCGCAAGCUGUACAAAAUGCUCGAAAACCCGACCGACGAGAACGUUGUACGAUGGGGAAACGACGGAGACAGCUUUGUGGUGCUGGAGAACGAGAAAUUCACGAAGCACAUCCUGCCGAAGCACUUCAAGCACAGCAAUUUCGCCAGUUUCGUGCGCCAAUUGAACAAGUACGACUUCCACAAAGUGCGCCACAACAAUGAAGAAAAUGGUCAGUCGCCGUACGGGCCUGGGGCAUGGGAAUUCAAGCAUCCGGACUUCAAGAUGAACAACAAGGAUGCGCUGGACAACAUUCGUCGGAAAGCGCCUGCGCCGCGCAAAACAAACCAGCCCAGCGAAGAGAUGAUCAUUCCCGCGCAACAGAUGGACAUGAUGAGCAACCAGUUGGUCGCAACGCAGGCACAGCUGCACGCACUCGAAAGUCGCUACAACGAGCUCAGCAUCCACCAUUCCAUGCUGCUUCAAGAGGUCAUCGGACUGCAAAAGACGGUUGUCAACCAUGAGCAUGUGAUGCAAAAUGUCAUGACCUUCCUGCACAACGUCGACGCCCAACGGCGGCGCGACAGUAGAGUCGCGAACCCCUUUCCCUCGAAUGGGAACCAAACGCAGAAUGGGAACGUGGAUGGUGCGCAAAACCAGUCUGCCGAGGAUGACAUUCCUGCUUCACCUCUGCAGCACGCUUCUAAACUGUUGAGCGAAACCAAUGCGGAUGUUAUGCUGAACCCUAGAAACCUGGAACACAUGAACGAAAUCACGAUGCGGAUGAAUGGAACACUCACAACGCCCCCACCUGACCUCAUUCGAAGUGUGAGACCCGCCAGUCGAGGGCCCCCGUCAGCCGGCAGCUCUACCAACUCGAUGCGACUCGGUGAUAUCGACAAUCUGGUGUACCCGGUUGGGCAAACGAACGGAAUUGACCCCAUGUAUAGCGAACACAUCAACAACAUUCCCUACAGCAUGCCGCCCAAAGCAGCCGAUCCAAGCAACCCGCAGUUCCAGGAAACUCGGAAGAAGAGUGCUCAAGUUGAUCCAGGAUGGGUGCGCCAGCCCCAGAUUUUACUUGUCGAAGAUGAUCCAACUUGUCGUCGCAUCGGCAGCAAAUUCUUGUACGCAUUCCAUUGCUCCAUCGACAGCGCGCUCGACGGGUUGGAAGCAGUGAACAAGAUGAAUGCCGGAUCAAAGUAUGAUUUGGUGCUUAUGGAUAUAAUAAUGCCCAACCUAGAUGGUGUUUCCGCAUGCCAUCUAAUCCGGCAAUUCGACAACACACCCAUCAUCGCCAUGACUUCAAACAUUCGAAGUGACGACAUCUCUAUGUAUUUCCAACAUGGCAUGAACGAUGUUCUUCCAAAGCCAUUCACCAAGGAGGGUCUACUACACAUGUUGGAAAAGCAUCUUGCGCAUUUGAAGAAACCUCUUUCGCACAUGGACGGUGGCAUGGUAGCGCCUCAGCCUUUAGCUUCGACACGACAGGUAUUGAAAGAGGAGGAGUCUCCGGCCAAAUCCCCUGCGACUGCCACCUGGAACUCGCCAGCACCCGUCCCCGGAGUCUCUCCCGUGGCCGCGACCGGCAUGUCGGAAGAGUACUUGAACGCGGUGCACGCAAACCCUGCAGCCUACGCUGUGCAAGGAGUACCGGGGAUGCCACACGGCAACCCUUAUAACACGUCUCCCCAAAUGCCGAUGCCUGGCCACCCACAACAGCAGGCUGGACACAGAAGACAGAUUUCAGACAUAUCCGGGGGUGAAAAUAUGAACAAUCCGGCAAAACGACAGCAAAUGUAUGCCAAUGCUCCGUUACAGCCGCAGCCCAUGAAUCCAAUGCAACGGCCGCGCUGA